CGUGAAUUGAUGAUCAGACGGAGCCUUGCGCGGUAGAUCAGGAGGGGUUGGACUUCCAGAUUCACCGACUCGGAGCCCCGCUCCUUGGAACUUCCCAAUUGCCCUGAUUUUGUCAUUUAAAGACCCGGGGUGUGUGUGUUGGUACAAGACGGAUUGUUCCCCCUUCGCCGCUCUCCCAGAACUGCAUCGUUGUUGCUCAAUCUCCCUUGAUCUUCUCCCACUUUGAAUCCUCCCAUCCAUCUACAUAAGGUGCCUCAAAUCGAGGCACCUUUCCUGCCUGCACUACUCACCUGUGCCGAGAAUCUCUCCCCUUUACGUCCUGGAUAUAUGUAGCGGUUGCAAUGGCCUGUAGCGUCACUGAAAUCUGCGAUGAGAAAGGAUACAACGAGUUUAUGAAGGGUACCGUGGUCCUUAACUUAUAUUCCAAGACGUGCUGGCCUUGCACAAUGAUAUCGCCAGUGUUUGACAACUUCUCCUACGACGAGGACUUUGCGAACAUUAGGUUUGCCAAGGUCAAUCGUGAUGUUCCUAAUGAAGGGCUGCGGGGAAAGCUGUCCAAAUUUAACAUCUCCGCUACGCCGACUUUUCUUCUCCUCCGAGACGGGGUCAUGGUCGAGAGCGUAGUCGGGGCCGACGUGGAGGGCUUGAUGAGAAUGUUAGAAAAGACGGCAGAGGAGGACAAACCGGCCGCAACAGGUGAGGUGAAGAGCCCAGAGGCUGGGACAGUGGGUACUAUGUCGGGUGGUAAGGGAGGGAAGGAUGGAUGCACAGUGUAAGUACCGUGUAGGUUAAAUAACUACGUAUGCGGUUCAGAGUAUAAUGUGCGUGAUAAGCAUGCGACGCAGAUAAGGGAGCGAUGCACUUUCCACUCUAAUAGCCUAAGAAAUUCGCCAAAAUAUACUAGAAUUAAAA
This is a messenger RNA of Chaetomium strumarium, 912 nucleotides long. RefSeq names its product thioredoxin-like protein. Gene Ontology annotation, molecular function: protein-disulfide reductase activity. NCBI's taxonomy places the organism in Eukaryota, Fungi, Ascomycota, Sordariomycetes, Sordariales, Chaetomiaceae. The record is from RefSeq and is a predicted model, not a curated record. Gene Ontology annotation, cellular component: cytosol. The transcript is spliced from 3 exons. Bases 342 to 776 code for a protein of 144 amino acids.